Lottia gigantea (owl limpet) is the source of this 447-nucleotide messenger RNA. RefSeq lists its product as hypothetical. The record is from RefSeq and is a predicted model, not a curated record. The annotation marks the transcript as partial. NCBI's taxonomy places the organism in Eukaryota, Metazoa, Mollusca, Gastropoda, Lottiidae. The transcript has a single exon.
AAGAGAAGUUAUUAUGAUGUGUUAGGCGUUAGUCCAAAUGCAACUCAGAGUCAAAUAAAAACAGCGUAUUAUACCCUUUCAAAACGAUAUCAUCCAGACACUAAGACAGGUGAUAAAGAAAAUGAGAUAUUUUUAGAAAUAACUGAAGCUUAUGAAGUUCUUGGUAACCUCAAAAAACGACGGUUGUAUGAUCGAGGUGUAUUAAGACCAAAUGUGCAUCAUGAUGGACGUGAAUACAAACGCGAACAUGAACAUGACGCAGACAGUCCUGAAUCUGGAUUUCAAAGCCCGAUUAAUGAGAAAAUUAUAAAACGAAAGGUUUAUACUGGACAUACAAAAAUUUACAAUUUUGAUGAACAUUAUCGUCAACAUUAUGCUAAUUUAAUAAAUCGUCAUUUACGAGCAAAGCAAAAUAUUCGAAAAAAAGAAGAACUAGUAGAAGAAAUU